AGGCAAGCUGAAGGAGGUGAAUAUGAAGGCUGAUCUGGAGGCUCCCCUGCCUGCUGGACAGGAGGAUUCCGCGAUCCGGUGCCAAGAUGUGUGCAGGUCGUACGGCAAACUGAAGGUCCUCAGCAACCUCAACCUGACUGUGCCGCAGGGACACAUUUAUGGUCUUUUGGGCCCAAGUGGAUGCGGGAAGACCACGCUGCUGAAAUGUAUUGUGGGAACUCUGAAAAUUUCACGGGGUCAAAUCACUGUGUUGGGCAAGCCGCCCGCAUUUCCUGGUCAUGACAUCCCAGGGAGGAAGGUCGGAUACAUGCCGCAGGAGCUGGCGCUGUACAAUGAGUUCACCAUCAGUGAUACGCUGACCUUCUUCGGACGAAUCCACGGCCUGACAUCGAAGGACACGCAGGCACGAAUGAACUUCCUCGUUGACUUCCUGGCUCUACCUCAGAAGCACAGCCUGGUCCGAAAUCUCAGUGGGGGUCAGAAGCGCAGGGUGUCUCUCGGAGCGGCUCUGCUUCAGAAUCCAGAGCUCCUCAUUCUGGAUGAACCAACAGUAGGAGUGGACCCUGUGCUCAGGUCAAAGAUUUGGCAGCAUCUUGUGGAGAUUGUGAAGACAGGGAAAGUCUCCGUUAUCAUCACCACACACUAUAUAGAGGAGGCCAGGCAAGCCAACGUGGUCGGUCUCAUGCGGAACGGCUGCCUGCUGGCUGAGGGUCCUCCAGACGCUGUCAUGAAGCAGCACAGUGCAACAACUUUGGAGCACGCCUUCCUGCAGCUGUGUGAGACGUCGGACCAGAUCGACUCUAAACGAGGGUCCAGUCCGCAGGGUGGGGUGUUGGAGAACAGCCAAUCAUUCGAGAGCGGGCGGGAUGAGAGUCGUCCAAUUCUCGGACUCGGAGCAAGACCUGUAGAGGAAUUCCCUAAAUAUUCAGCGGACUGGAAGGUGCGAGCCAGACAUAUGCUGCCUAAGUGGAGAAACAUCUCCGCCCUGAUGAUCAAAACCAUGGUGCGGAUGAAGAGAAUGCCGGGCUCGUUGUGUUUCCAGUUCUUGCUGCCCGUCAUCCAGAUCGCUCUGAUCGCUUUGUGUGUCGGAGGAGACCCGAAGGGGAUCGAGGUUGCCGUGGUGAACAACGAGACCUCCUCCUCCGCUUACAGCCUAUCACUGCUGUCCUUCUUGGACAACUCUAGCGUGCACCAGGUGCCGUUGUCUCAAACAGACGCUUUUAAUGGGGUCUAUAACGGAGAGUACUGGGGUGUCAUCGGCAUUGGCAAAAACUUUACCAGUUAUCUGACAAAAAGGAUGCUCCAGCGGCAGGUUUCUAGGGAGGUGGUCGAUGGAGGAUCAGUGCACGUCUGGCUGGACCUGACGAAUCGACAAAUUGCCUUCAUGCUGCAGAAGAAACUACACGAGGCCUUUCAGGCUUUUGUGGAUAAUAAGUUGGGCAGUAUGUCUUACCUGGUCGCCCUGCCGAUAAAGUUUGAAGAGCCGAUCUAUGGCAGCCAAAACACAGACUUCACUACGUUUGUGACACCUGGAGCUGUGCUCAGUAUCACCUUCUACCUGGCUGUGGGUCUGACGGCCCUCUCCUUUGUCCUGGAGAGGAAGGAGGGGCUUCUGGACAGAUGCUGGGUCGCAGGUGUGAGCUCCAUGGAGACGAUGCUAGCUCACCUCUUCUCUCAGCUCUUUGUCAUCAGCGUUCAGAUCAUCCUGCUGCUCCUCUUCAUACUGCUCGUCUUCAAGAUGCCUAAUGAAGGCUCCUUGACGCUGGUCAUCAUUCUGAUCGUGCUGCAGGGCAUCACCGGCAUCUCGUUUGGCCUGGUCAUUUCAGCUGCUAUUGAUGACGAGCAGAGCGCCAAUCAGGCUUCCCUGGGCGUCUUCUACCCCAACCUCAUCCUCAGCGGUAUCAUCUGGCCGGUGGAGUGUAUCCCCUAUCCUCUCCGCUACAUCAGCCUGGCACUUCCUCAGACGUACGCCUCCGAAGCUCUCCGCUGUAUUAUGUACAGAGGUUGGGGUCUGUCUCGGUUGCUGGUGUGGCGAGGCUUCGCGGUCACUCUGGGCUGGAACACUUUCUUCCUCAUCCUGGCCACGGUCAUCUUAAAGCUGAGGACGUGACAGCCUCGCCUCAGAGACCGUCCUUCAGUGUGGGGUCGAGCCAUCAGGUGAAGCCCAGGAGCCAAACACUGACCUGGGAACUCCUGUCUGUGGGUGCACCGGGGCAGCAGAGAGCAGGAGGAGAAUAGACUGAUUCACAAGUCUCACUCCUCCUCCAGAUGAUCUCUUUCUCUCUCUCUCACACACACACUAACACACACAGACACACACAGACACACACAAACACACUCCUGAAGCCCCCAGCCAGCUGCCUGAUCCUGCAACAGUUGCGUUGGCCCAUUCAAGCGCAGGGUUCAUUUCAAAAUGCUGCACAUAGAAGUACACAAGAUAGAAUAUACACGAGCACAAUAUGAGAAUAUUUGCUAAACUGUGUGUUUCCCUUCUAUCUGCAGCUUGUUGAAACUCUUUACCCCCCCAGAAUGGACCUUUCACCAACUCAGGGUCGCCUUUUUAUUUCUGUUUGCCCCUAGUCUUAAUGCUAAUAUAGAGAGAUUUCUGUGAUACACUUUAUUUCAAAGUAGUUGAGGCCUAAGAAGUCCAUUUUGGGGGAAAAAAGAGAAAAAUAUGGUGGUGAAUAUACUGACUGUAACUGUAAGACAUCGGUUUUGUCUGUACAGUAUUUUAUUGUGUACCUUAUAUUUGCAUUAUAGAUAAAAUGUAUCUAAAGUGUCCAAAAAAUAGUCUCAGCACAAAAAAAGUGUUUUUAAAGACUAUACAAUGUGAAAAUUGAAUUUCACAUUGCUUGUUGCAGUAUAUCGUGGGAACCCAAAACAGAAUUUUUAGGUGUUGAUCGCUUGACUCUGACCAGGAAAUUAUCACCCAUUCUGGCUUCCCACAGCAACAGUGUCUUCUCUAGUUUGCGUGCUCUGUUCAGUUUAGUUUUCCUGUCUGGUGAGUAACAGGAAGUGGUAUCUGUGUCCCGGCUCGGUGCGUUACCAGGUGCUUGCAAACCGCCGUUUAGAAAUGCGUCGUCAUCAGUUCAGCUGUUGUUUUCAGUCUCUGUAACUUGUGUUUUGUGCCUGCAUCUCCUGUGGGAGAAAAAAAAUGGGGGUUUCAUGUUGGUGAUGGGAAAGUUUUGGUUCUGUAUCAUUUUUUUUUAAAUACUCUCCACUUUGCUGGACAGAGUGGAGGCCGUUGGGUAGAUUAUUUUCACAGGUCAGGCUCUUCAAGCCUUCCUGCAUCCAUAUGAAAUAUAUUUUUACUCAACAAGCUGUUCAUACUUUAUAUUUUGUUUAUUCAUCUUUCAACAACAAUAACACAGACUAUUUAAAAAAAGCACAGAGGAAUUAUGCUGUAUUGGACUCAAUAUGUCUUGGACAUGUGCCUUUGGGAUGUUGUGGUGUCACUGUGGGAAAAGGGAAGAAAAAUUCAAUCAAAAUCAAAAAAUGAGGAAGAUAUCUUUUUUAAACUGCAACCAAGCUAUUUGGGUAGGCUAGACUUUUUAUUAAGACUUAAAUUGUAGGGUAUUUUUCCAAUUUGAAAUGUACAAACAAAAUAUGUACAUGUAAAAAUAAAAGAUGAUAAGAUCAGAGUGGCUACUUGCUAAGAAAAAGUAACCUGUCACUAUAAAAGAUAACUGCAGUCUGAUUUAAACACGUUAUUCAGUCUACUCUAUGAAGACCGGACAUAUUGAUCUCUAAACCAGCAAACUCUUUGAUUUGCACAUUGCCUGUAAAGCAAUGGUUCGACAUUUUGGAGAAAAAGGCUCAUUUGCUUCAAAAAGUUAGAUGAGAGGAUAGAUACCACUUUCAUAAGAAGCACGCUAAAUAUGAAGUUUAGGUUAGCAUAAAGACUGUGAACCUCUGAAGCUCACUAUUUCUUGUCCAUGAGUAUUGAUUUCCUGGCGUUGCGAUGUCACGAUGAGUUUGUUAGGUAAUGAGCAGAGAGUCCAGCAUAUGACCAGCUGUUACCUUCAUAUUUACCUUACAAACAUGUGAGUGGUAUCCAUCUUACACGCAGCAAGAAAGCACGUAAAUGUGUUCCAAAUUAAGUCCAGAUUCACAUGUUGUACCAAUGUAAUAAAAAAUGUUUACAUUCAUCUAGAGGCAUGCUUAAUAAAUCUGAACAUUUUUUUUAUUGGCAGAUAUUUUACCCAGUUGGACUGUAAAACUAGACACAUAUACCAGCAUGUGUUGUGUUUAGAUGUGUUUGUGAAUGUUCCUUCUGCCUCGUAGCUACGAUGCUACACGUUGCAGUGCCGGUAAUGCCAGUAAUACUCAUGUAAUGAAGAACUUGUGUUUCCAUUAACAGGAUUCAUAAUGAAUCAAAAUGAGCUUUGGUUUGCGCUGGAUUACGUCAUGGUCCAAUGGUAUACAAGUAUAUACGGUAUGAUGUGUGUAGUGUUAGGUGUUGAAUAUUUGGGAGACAGUUCCCCCGCACUGUAAAUCUGCUGUUGCUGUAAUUGCUCUGCAGUACAUUCAUCAGUGUUGCUAUCGCACAUUUUUAAGGGAUGUUGUUUUCUUGUUUGAUAGAAACAGAGGAGCGAUAGCCUCUCGCUAAUAGAAGCAGCUUUCUAUUACGAUCACAUGACACCGAGAUGCUUCUAACUGGAGGAUAUAUUCUGUAGCUCUGUUCGCAUUACUUCCAUGACAGGAAGUUGAGGAUGAAUCUCACAUACUGGUGGGAUUACCUCAGUGCCUCAUCGCCUCCCAACACACAAUACUGACUUUAAUGUUGGUGUCACUGAGGUGAAAGUAUGGACAAUUCUUUGGCUUUUUUGACAGUUUCUGGAAUAUUUGGGAUAUUAUCGCCAAAAACUGUGUAUGAUUGUCACGUGAUGUAUUGCAUUUUAGAGGAAUUACCUUAUGUUCACUGGUAACAUUCAAAUACUCUUAUCCAGUCUGUAAAUCUACCCAUAAAACCAACUAACCAUUUUAUAAAAGUAAGAAAUAAAACUUCUCAUGCAUAAUACAUUUGACAGUAAUUACAUGGACUGCAAUUAUCUCACUGAAGACACAAUUCAUGGGCUGGUUUUAUAUCACCAUGUUGCUGCUGUGAUUUAACCUUUGAAAUGACUAAAUACCUUAAAAAUUCAAACCUAUUUUCUCAAUCAGUUUCCUGAUGUGAGCGACGGGAUCACACAUGAACACGCCAACAUUCAAUCAGUUUUGAUUGUUCCACAUGGGAGAUUUAUGUCAGGUAUUUCCGUUUAUCAAUCAGACUAUUAGUUAUACUUGAAUGAAUCUGAAUCAGAUGACAUUUGAGGGGUUGUUUGCUCAUGUUUUCUCCUACUUAUCUCAAAUCUGAUCAAACCACACCCAGUUCUGAUGAAAAUUAGCCAAGUUGAUGAGUGUUAAACUAACAAUAAAUAUAAUAAAUAAUAGCUUAACACGUUUUCUCUGAACUUUAACUAAGAUUGUUGCUUCUUUACUUACAAGUUUAGAGAAAUACCUAGGAUUUCAAACCAGAUAUUAGGGGCUUUAAGGUGAAUACAUUCAUUCAUAUUGUCUUCUACCGUCCUCUUACUUUAAUUAAGUUGAUUAUAAAGUCCUGCUAACUGGAAGUAUCCAGCUCUUAUUCUGAGUUUUGUCUUCAUCUGGUUAAUAUGGGGUUAUUGCAGUUCAUGUAAACAUAUGAAAGUUUGUGUAACCAGGAUGAAUAACGUCCGCUCUUCUCUAAACUCCAGUCGACUACCUCCGCUGUCUCUCCCCCAAAGGGCAUGUGAAGCAUUUACACUCCUGUGUUGUGACAUGUAUGCACUGUGAUGGCAGACAUGCUUCGAUGAAGUUCUGUUCAUGUAUUUUGAAACAAUAAACCUCGA
This is a messenger RNA of Scomber scombrus (Atlantic mackerel), 5870 nucleotides long. It is a transcript of the gene abch1, whose product is annotated as ATP-binding cassette, sub-family H, member 1. Gene Ontology annotation, cellular component: ATP-binding cassette (ABC) transporter complex; membrane. Gene Ontology annotation, molecular function: ATP hydrolysis activity; ABC-type transporter activity; ATP binding. The coding region runs from base 23 to 2110 and encodes 695 amino acids. Gene Ontology annotation, biological process: transmembrane transport. The transcript has 20 exons. The record is from RefSeq and is a predicted model, not a curated record. NCBI's taxonomy places the organism in Eukaryota, Metazoa, Chordata, Actinopteri, Scombriformes, Scombridae.